UCGAUUUUGCCUUUUUAUAUUUGUCUUUCAGCUACACCUUCAACAGAGAGAAUCUCGUGAAACGCGAAAGGACGCACGUGUGUCUUUAUUUCUUCUGUUAUUUCUCUAUCUUUGGAAGCUGGAGUGAUUUUGCAUCAUGGAUGAUGAAGUUGGAGAAGGUGUGGAGGAGUCCAGUGUUGCCAAUUUCGGAAAACGGCCUCCCGGGAUAAAGAACAGAUUGCCUUCUAAGAAACAAAAACUGAAUAAAGCCGAGCUGUACAAACCUCCCACCAUGACAGAACUUGCUUCUCUAAAAGAGACAGAGAUGCUUUACAACUCAAGCUUGUUCAAGUUACAGAUGGAUGAGCUUCGCAUGGAGGUCGAGUUGAAAGAGAAGAAGAAGAAGGGUUUACUGCCUAUUCUUCAGUCACUGGAAGAAAUCUUGCGCAAGCUGCCACCAAUGACCAUCCCAGAUGCAUCAGAACUAGAAGGCUCCCUGCCCAAGAAUGUGUGUUUGCCGAUGCGAUGGAAGAAGACCCAACUCAAAGGAGAAAUCAAAUUACGCAAGCCAUUGGAAGUCAAGAUCAUCGGUAGCUAUCUCCUCGGAACCUGUCUGAACGAUCCUCUGACCAUCGACAUGGCCGUCCAAAUACCAACUGAAUGUUUCCAACCCAAGGAUUAUCUCAACUUCCGUUACCACCACAAGAGGGCGCUCUACUGCAUGUAUCUCGUGAAACACCUCAAGAAGAAGAAGGAUCUCGUCAAGAGUGUGUCGUAUGGAUCGCUUCAAGGGGAUCACAUGACUCCCGUCAUACUUCUGAAGUUAGUCGGCAAGAAUGCUACAGUGAGACUCAUACCGUGCCUUCCCGAGACUGGCUUCAAAGAGGCAAGAUUUGCUCCCUCUAAGAACAACAUCCGGCAGCAGUGGUACAACCAAAAUAGUGAAGAAGAGACCUUCCCUCCCACCCCACACUACAACUUCUCCAUUCUACGAGACAUGUCGUUAGAGCGCCACCUGCACCACCUCUACAACGCAUCCUACGACUUCCCAGCAUUCAAAGACGCUGUUCUGCUUCUCAAGGUCUGGCUGCACCAAAGAGAACUAGACCAGAUCUGCGGUGGCUGCAAUGGUUUUCUUAUCUCCAUGGUGGUAGCUCACCUCUUGGACAAUGGUCAAGUCAACAAAGUGAUGAGUGGACAACAGGUGGUCAAGAAUGUACUGCAUUUCAUCGUCACGACCGACUGGGCAUCCAAGGGUGUCACCAUGUGCAAGAGCUCCAACUCCCAGACGCUACCAGGGCUGGAGGAAUUCCAUCAGCAUUUCCCUGUUGUGUUUGUAGAUCCAUCGGGCUACCUCAAUCUGUGUGCGGACAUGACUGGAACCACAUAUGAACAUCUGAAGCAUGAAGCCAAGUUGGGUCUAGACUUCCUGGAUGACAAGAGGAUAGAUGGCUUCCAUUGUCUCUUCAUGACACCGGUUCUCUUCACCAGAAAGUUUGAUCACCUCUUUACUAUCACCAAGUUGAAGCAGUUGAGACCUUCUGUGAAGAAGUUUGAUCUUGAGACUCAGUUGAUGGACAGAGGAGGCAACUAUCCCCGGGUGGUGCUACCCAGGGUAGAGGAAAUCCUUAGGCAAGCUCUUGGAGACAGGAUAAAGCUGCUUGCUUCUGGUCUCUUUCACUCUGCAGAGUGGCCUGUCAAUUCUCCUUCACCCAAGAUAGAAGAGCAAGGACCUUUGACCUUUGGCCUCUUACUCAACGGGGGUCUAGCAUCUAGUGUGCUUGACAAGGGUCCAGCUGCCAAUACAACAGAGGCGAAGGCAUUCAGUGAAUUCUGGGGGAAGAAGUCAGAAUUGCGCCGCUUUCAAGAUGGCUCUAUCUGUGAGGCUGUGGUAUGGCCCGGUACAAGUGUGGCUGAAAAGAGACUAGUCUGUAGUCAUAUUGUCAGGCACAUUCUACACCUACAUGCAGGCAUCAAACCGGAAUCAAUCGCCUACACCGGGGGCCAGCUAGACCCCAUCCUCCAGCAGCCCCUACUCCACCCCUCCUCUCCCGGUGGUGAUGAGGAGCCGGCCCCACGCACGGGGGAGGAGGAGCUGCUACAGAUCAGUGUGGCUUAUACCAAGCUGAGCAGGCACCUGAGAGAACUCAAGGACCUGCCUCUUAUGAUCAGCUCCGUGCAGGGGACCUCACCGGCCAUCCGCCAUACGGAGGUCUACCCACCAUGUGCCGGAUGGCCUUCAGAUAGAUUGAGGACUGCUGGACCAUCAGUGCCGGUCAAAAUACCCUCAAAUGACAAACAAUGUCCUACAUGGAUACCAGCUCUCAGAGUGGUAUGCCACCUAGAGAGCAGUGGCAAGUGGCCCGAUGACCUGGAAGCAAUACAUCACAUCAAGACAGCCUUCCACCUCAAGAUGGCCGACAUGCUUCACAAGCAGUGCAAGCUGGUCACCGUGGCAACUGCUAGCCACAUCCUGGCGAUUGUGGAUGGGUUUGUGUUCCAAGUAUCGGUGGCUCACAGGAGAGAGAUUGUACUCCUCAAGGAGGUCAUCACUAAGGAAGGACUGAGCAUGCUCAGAGACAAUGAAAGGUCAAAGGUCCUAGAGAGAGAGACUGGUCAUCUACCCCAUCUCACCAGUCUACUUCACGGGGUUCACCAGCAUCAUGGUGCCUUUGGUCCGACGGUCCGUCUUGCCAAACGAUGGGUAGCAUCGCAUCUCUUAGCAGAUCACAUGACCUCAGAGUGCAUUGAACUCCUGGUAGCCUAUCUGUUCUUGCAUCCGGAACCCUUCACAUCACCGGUGUCACCACAAACAGGUAUCUUACAUUUCCUGAAUCUUCUUUGCCAACACGACUGGGAGAGUACACCACUCUUCAUCAACUUCAACAAUGAUCUCACAGCUUCAGAUUACGAUGAGAUUCGUCAGCAGUUCACCAACAAUCGAUCUCACCUUCCCGUCAUGUUCCUGGCCACGCCCACUGACAGACAGACGUCACUAUGGACACAAGACAAACCAACACCAAUGGUAAUCAAGGAUUACAUAUUCCAAAGGCUGAUUGAGCUUGCCAGGGAAUCAUUCACAGUAUUACAGCAGCAGCUCUCUGGACCUAUCUCAGCUGAAGUAGAUUUCAAGCAAAUCUUCCGACCUCCGCUCGACCCUUACGAUGUGGUGAUCCAUCUCCGAGCCAAGCUCCUUCCCAGGAGGCACCAGGCGGUUGAUGCCGACCCAACGACGGAGAGUUUGUUGACCCUCAAACCUACCCUCGAUGCCAAGCACUUACCGGUGGUGGACUUUGACCCCGUGCAGUGCUACCUGGUUGAGCUGAGGGAAGCUUUUGAGGACCUGGCCUUGUUCUUCCAUGAUACGUAUGGCGGUGACAUCAUAACAGUAGUGUGGAAGAGACCCGCCUUCAAACCUCAGCCAUUCAAGCCUCUUCAAGCGCAAGCCAGGAUACCCUCCACAUCUUCCUCCAAGGUUCCCCUCGUCAUCCCCAACAUAGAGGGGAUCAUCCAAGACUUCCAAACCAUGGGACGGGGGCUUGUCACGUCCAUCGAGGUCCGCACCGAAAACUGGAACAUUUGAUCGUCCAAGGGCAAUUGAUUCUUUUUCUUGGCCAGCUUGUAGCUCCCCUCGAUUCUUCCUCUUCUUAAUUAAUGUCUUCCUGAUUGUGCAAGACGUGUGUUUAUGAGGACAGCCUUUGGCAGGGUGCAAGUCAUUGGGGGAUGUUUCCAUUCACAAGAUGUCCUUGUCUCAAAGACAUCUCUCAUAAUCUGGACGGCUCAUUCACAUAUAUCGCAGUAAAUCAUUUGUUUGUGUACUGAGUGAAUGGCAGGUAGGAACAAAAAAGUAGCUACGAGCAACAAAGAUCCCUUGGGAACUCACCUAUCUAUGUGUUUUAUGAUACAAAAAGUUGAAGUGCCGGUACAAUAUGCUUCAAUAAGUACUUGUAACAAACUGCAGCAGGAAACAGCCGUAUGUGAACGAGGCUUUAGAGUGGCAAAUUAAUUAUAUCAUAUAGGAAGAAAGUAGAUCAGAGAGGUUGUAGAGUGAACCAGAUUGAGAAGGGAAGAAAUGAAAAGAAGACGUAUAGAAUUAUCUAAAUAUCAUUUGCAUAUGUUUGUAUUUUUAUGUAGAUAAAGAUAUGCUUCUCUGAAUAUUAUGUCCGAAAUAUUGAAUUUAGGAAAUAUAUAUAUAAUGCAGGGACUUCACAUUUUCAAGAUUAAGAAUAUUGUGUUUUAAUAUGUACAACUGUACUGUAGAAAUUAACUAAACCUGUUAUUUGACAGAGAUCACCAUGAUGAAGAUGAUGAUGAUGUAAAACCAGCCCUGAUAUAUUUCAUAGAAUAAAUAUGAAAUUAAUAUAUUGAGACAUUGUAUAAGACAUUUUAAGUGGUCCCCAACAUGUCAUGUUUCCUCUGCUGACAUGCACCAUGUGUGUAUUAUGCCUGGUGAAACAGCCCACCUCCUUUGACCCAUCCCCCUUAAAAAGAAAAUCAAAUAAAAGCUGGGAAUACAGCCUUUAGUUAUGAAAAUGAUUUGUCCUUUUUGAGUUCAUGAAUUAGUUUCAACUCAUGUUACAAUUCUCUAUUUUCGUAAAUUCCCCCCCCCCCCCAUGAAGAUGUUUAUGUGUCUUGCAGUAAAUUCAAUUGACAUGACUUGUUCAUAUUAAUUAGGAAGAUUGUUCUUUUGUAACUAAUUGAUUUAAUAUGUUAUAAAGCAUUGAACAGAAUUGGCUGUUUUUAUGAUACUUUUAUGUAAUGAAACACAAGGUUAUUGAUCAGUGAUAAAAUGAUUUUUAUGAAAAUCUUUGAUGAAGAUGAAUCACAUUUGUUCGAAAAAGAAAACACUGGUAUAUACAGAAUCUAGUAC
Strongylocentrotus purpuratus (purple sea urchin) is the source of this 4849-nucleotide messenger RNA. It is a transcript of the gene nol6, whose product is annotated as nucleolar protein 6. Lineage: Eukaryota; Metazoa; Echinodermata; Echinoidea; Camarodonta; Strongylocentrotidae. Gene Ontology annotation, biological process: tRNA export from nucleus; rRNA processing. The transcript is spliced from 24 exons. Bases 137 to 3562 code for a protein of 1141 amino acids. Gene Ontology annotation, cellular component: CURI complex; UTP-C complex; small-subunit processome. The record is from RefSeq and is a predicted model, not a curated record.